This is a messenger RNA of Dermacentor albipictus, 1323 nucleotides long. RefSeq lists its product as uncharacterized. NCBI's taxonomy places the organism in Eukaryota, Metazoa, Arthropoda, Arachnida, Ixodida, Ixodidae. The record is from RefSeq and is a predicted model, not a curated record.
CCGCACAUGCCCCGGAGACAAUGGGUAUUCCCUGCAAUAAAGCGAGCGAUGAAUAGCCGCGCGUGCGCGAGGUGCUGUGGCGAUAUUACGAGCAAGUUUGGAGCUGCGAUGACAGGCGUUGCUCAGAUAUUGCGAAAUGUACUGUGCUCGUGCCAAGGGCCCACACGAGACAUCCUGUAACGACGUCCGGGAAACGGAAGAGGCGCAUGUGCCAACACCUUUUUUAUGGGGGAGGACCUUCCUGCGGCUUGUGCGCACACUCCUCAGUGUGAAGAAAGUGAGACUCGGCUCUAGGCACGAUGAUGCUUCUGCUGCUGCUCCUCGGGGGAGUGUCGUCGCUCGUGGCAGCGCAAGGGGAGAGCGAGGAUCUCACAGCCGGCGGGAACGAAAUCAUUGACGGCCUCUUGCGAGAGGCAAGGGACAGCGACUCUAUACAGAAGAAGAUAAACCCUGUGAUUAUCAAGCACGUGGACCUCGACGACCGCAGGGGUCACGUCGAGAAUAUAUCUAUAUAUGGUCUCUCUACCCUCGCUCGCCAUCGUGACGUUAACAUCACUUUCAAUGAUGCGCACUUGGUAACCAUCACAGGCCAACUGCGGGCAGAUGACCUGCACUUGACCGGUCGAUACCUCUACCGGCCGUCACGUUUCUUCAGACUUCGUGGAAGCAUUGGUGCCACUCUCAACUACUUUGUCGUCCUAAUCGGAAUUGAAGUCAACACCGAACAGAACAGAGCCAACGUCACCACAUUUAAGGUUGUUGAAAUCGGAAGCAUCAAGGUAACAAAGUUUACCGGAGCGUCGUUCGCUUUCAACUGGCUCGGGAAGUUUAUCGUCAACAAGAUACUGAACAGCCGAAGCUUCUCAAUAUCUGAACGACUAGAAGCAAGUGGCAAAAAAGCGCUGAACCGGCUGCUGGAGGACAAGGAAAUUAGGUUGAGAUGAAACGCGAGGGCGCCAAUUUACUUCUCGUUUCGGUUUUAAACUCAACACUCGCCAUGUUUUAUGAGCAGUGUUGAAGGACCGUUGACUUGAGGCGGGGCUCUCGCAUUAAAUGUGUGUAUAUUAUUAAGGCUUACUGCCGAUACCGUCGAUAAUUCAAAUGUGAAUGGGUUCGGCAAUGAAAUGUACAGCGUCCGAGAUCAUCCAAUAAAAAGAGAUUCACGUUGUUGCGGGCGACAGCGAAGCAGUGCAAGUACACGAAGUGCAGUAAUCAAUUUCCACUCCGUCAUCGUACCAGUGGAGGAGGUGAAGUGAGACAACCGAGACCGCGCACCACCCACAAAAGUGAAGUACGGGCAAUAAAGUUACGUGGCUAUAUGUA